Messenger RNA from Lactuca saligna, 2387 nucleotides. Lineage: Eukaryota; Viridiplantae; Streptophyta; Magnoliopsida; Asterales; Asteraceae. The record is from the annotation of a GenBank genome assembly.
AUAUAUAUAUAUAUAUUAACAAAAUCAUCUCUGCAUAUCACCCUAGGCCGAAACUUCAUUGCUUCACGCAAAUUUAAACCCUUCACUGCAUAGUCAGUUUCGUUUCCCCAUUUUCCGAUUCUGUUUACGUCGGAGCUCUGCCGUCCUCCGCCACAAAGGUCAUGGGGACGUCCUUAAUUCUUUCAGAUCUCGGCACUGAAAUCAUAAUUCCAGUUUGCGCUCUCGUCGGAAUCGUUUUCUCUCUCUUCCAGUGGUUUCUCGUCUCCAAAGUUAAGCUGUCGCUGGAUGGAUCAGGCGGCAAGAAUGCGUUCACGGAAUCGUUGAUUGAGGAAGAAGAAGGAAUCAACGACCACAACGUCGUUCAGAAAUGUGCUGAAAUUCAGAACGCUAUCUCUGAAGGAGCAACCUCUUUCCUAUUGACUGAAUACAAAUAUGUUGGUAUUUUCAUGGUUGUUUUUGCUUUCAUAAUCUUUUUAUUUCUUGGCUCUGUUGAUGGAUUUAGUACAAGUAGUCAACCAUGUACAUACAACAUCACCAAGCAAUGCAAGCCUGCUCUUUUCACAGCCAUCUUCAGCACUGUAUCCUUUAUCCUAGGGGCUGUAACCUCUGUUAUCUCUGGUUUUCUUGGAAUGAAAAUUGCCACAUAUGCAAAUGCCAGAACUACCCUUGAAGCAAGAAAAGGUGUUGGAAAGGCUUUCAUUGUUGCAUUCCGUUCUGGAGCUGUCAUGGGAUUCCUCCUAGCUGCAAAUGGUCUUCUUGUGUUGUAUAUCACCAUCAAUUUGUUCAAGAUUUACUAUGGUGAUGAUUGGGAAGGGCUUUUUGAAGCCAUAACUGGUUAUGGACUUGGUGGUUCUUCAAUGGCUCUUUUUGGUAGAGUUGCUGGUGGUAUUUAUACAAAAGCUGCUGAUGUUGGAGCUGAUCUUGUUGGCAAAGUUGAGAGGAACAUUCCAGAAGAUGAUCCAAGAAAUCCAGCUGUGAUUGCUGACAAUGUUGGAGACAAUGUUGGGGACAUUGCUGGAAUGGGAUCUGAUCUUUUUGGGUCAUAUGCUGAGUCAUCAUGUGCUGCUCUUGUUGUUGCUUCCAUUUCUUCAUUUGGAAACAACCAUGAGUUCACUUCAAUGAUGUACCCUCUUCUUAUCAGCUCUGUGGGCAUUCUUCUCAUUAUUUCAACUAUUUUGAUGACAAUUGGUAUUGCACUUGUUAGCUGGAUUGCCCUUCCUUCCUCCUUCACCAUCUUCAAUUUUGGAGCCCAGAAAGAAGUUAAAAACUGGCAACUCUUCUUAUGUGUAUGUGUUGGUUUAUGGGCUGGCCUUAUAAUUGGAUUUGUAACAGAGUACUACACUAGCAAUGCAUACAGCCCUGUGCAAGAUGUUGCUGAUUCUUGCCGAACUGGAGCCGCAACAAAUGUCAUUUUUGGCCUUGCUUUAGGAUACAAAUCAGUCAUCAUCCCAAUCUUUGCAAUAGCAAUCAGUAUCUUUGUUAGCUUCACUUUCGCCGCCAUGUAUGGAGUCGCUGUUGCCGCCCUCGGAAUGCUGAGCACCAUCGCCACCGGAUUAGCCAUUGAUGCGUACGGUCCCAUUAGUGACAACGCCGGCGGCAUAGCCGAAAUGGCCGGCAUGAGCCACCGGAUUCGCGAACGAACUGACGCCCUUGAUGCCGCCGGAAACACCACCGCCGCCAUCGGAAAGGGUUUUGCGAUCGGGUCUGCAGCGCUGGUGUCCCUAGCGCUUUUUGGCGCGUUUGUGAGCAGGGCGGAGAUUACAACCGUAGACGUGUUGACUCCCAAAGUCUUUAUCGGUUUAAUUGUGGGGGCCAUGCUUCCGUACUGGUUUUCCGCUAUGACAAUGAAGAGUGUGGGAAGUGCGGCUCUUAAGAUGGUUGAAGAAGUGAGGAGGCAAUUCAAUACAAUUCCCGGGUUAAUGGAAGGUACAGCUAAGCCUGAUUACGCGACAUGUGUCAAGAUCUCAACGGACGCUUCCAUCAAAGAGAUGAUUCCUCCCGGUGCUCUUGUCAUGUUGACUCCUCUUAUUGUUGGGUAUUUCUUCGGUGUGGAGACGCUCUCUGGUGUCCUUGCUGGAUCUCUCGUCUCUGGUGUACAGAUUGCUAUUUCUGCAUCCAACACUGGUGGAGCUUGGGACAAUGCGAAGAAAUAUAUCGAGGCUGGUGCGUCUGAGCAUGCGAGAUCACUUGGACCGAAAGGGUCGGACCCACACAAGGCAGCUGUGAUUGGGGACACUGUGGGGGACCCGCUAAAGGAUACCUCUGGUCCGUCUCUUAAUAUUCUUAUUAAGCUCAUGGCUGUUGAAUCGCUUGUGUUUGCUCCAUUUUUUGCUGCACAUGGAGUGAAUGUUGGUGCUUUUAAUUUUCUCGAAAUAUGUGCGAUUUAA